UAUUAUUCUACUGUCAAUUUAAUUAUCUGUAUUUUACAUCACUUAUACUGUAAUCUGUGCAUUCUUUUUAUUAUUGUAAUUGAUUGUAUUUAUUUUUACGAUUUUCUGAUAGUUUUUUUUUGUUUUUUCAUUAAUUCAUGAGUGUAAUAGUUAAAAAUGGAUAGUAUCACCGCUAUUUGUCGGACGUGUCUCAGUAAAGACCGUACGCUGUUCCCGCUUCUUCAACUCCGUACUACGAUAUUGGAUAUUAAUUUAAAUCAGUGAUUUCAGCUGACAGAUCUGAAUGGCGGAGUGUGCUGGGAAUGUCGCAGUAUGUUAAGAAAGUUCCAAAAAUUUAAAUCACAAGUGCAUAAAGCACAACAGCUUUUAAAUAAUGCUAGACACAUACAAGACUUGAGCUCCUUAAGUAGACUUCAAACAAAAUUUUUAAAAAAUUAUGACUGUCGUCUAAAAUAUGAUCCACUGACAAUCUCAGAUGAAAUGUCCGAAAUAACAAUUAAAAAAGAAGAGUUCCCUAUCGAAGAUAAUGAUGAACCAUAUAGCAUCAAGAGUGAUGAUGACAAUGAAGUUGGAAAUGGUAUAAGAAAUGAAAGAAAAGAGACUAAAACUAGAAACAAAAAUGUACAUGAAAAACAGAAUGAUUUUUGUGCUGUGAUGUUUAAGGAAAAAAAUAUUUUAAAAACAAACAUUAAAAAGAAAAGAGGCUCAAGAAAGAAAGUCUUAUGUGAUAAUAAAAAAAUAAAUAUAAAUAAUUCCCAAGCCGAUGAUAAUAUAGGUGAAUCAUUUAAAAACCUUCAUCAAAAGACAGGAAUUAGUACAAUAAAAGAUGAGAUAAAAGAUGUAGAUGGAGCUGAACUAUAUAAAGAAGCAAAUAAAUUAUUACAUAGAAGGAGCAUAGACAAAAUAAACGAAACCACAGACUCAGAUGACGAUGGUAAUGUCAUAGAGAAAUUCUCCACUAUUGUUUUCAGUGAAGAAGAGAUGUUAAGAAAUAGAGAAGAAAAGAGAAUGCAGCCUAAUUUUAAGAAGAUACAGUACAAAUGUGAUAUGUGCGUGUUAGGAUUUUUAAAGAAAGAGAAUUAUGAUCUUCACAUGAUGAAGAAGCAUGAUGAGAGUGUAGGAGAGCACGAAUGCGACAUAUGCAGAGUGCGGUACACCAACAAAUUAGAAGUGGCACGUCACAGGAGUAAACACUACAUGUGUUACAGAUGUAAACUGUGCAAGUACGAGACUGGACAGGUCUGGGCGGUGGUCAACCACUGCCGGUCGAGACACCGUCGCGACACCAAGGACAGGAUACACUGUACACAGUGUGACGUCAUCGCUACAACACCAGAGGACUUGGCUGAGCAUAUUAAGACCAAACACACGCUCCGGUGCGACGAGUGCGGCGGCAGGUUCAAAGGGAAACAUACGUUACGAACGCACAAGGUUCGCAUCCACGCGGUGAAACGGGAGUUUAUCUGUGAUAUAUGUACAAAGACGUUCACAAAGAAGUCGAGGCUCGAGUCGCACAUGGUGACCCAUGACAGCGCGUUGGCCAAACAGCUGGCUUACUGCGCAACGUGUAAAAUACAAUAUAAGAACAUAUACAUAUAUAGAGGACACCUGAGGAACAGCACCAACCAUUCGGAGAGGAAUUACGCUUGUGCUGAGUGCAACAAGAAGUUUUCAUCUCGCGCUUAUUGGAUACAGCAUUAUAAUUUUUACCAUCUACAGAAGUCGCAGUUCGUGUGCCAGCAGUGUGAUAAGCUUUUCAUAUCCGAUUGGAGAUUGAAAAACCAUAAACAAAAAUACCAUGGACUAGACAGGCCUAGAGACCAUCAGUGUAACGAGUGUGGGAAAAAAUUCUUUACGCUGGCAACACUGCGCAGCCACCAGCUGACACAUUCCGAACAGCGCACGUACAUGUGUGAAGACUGCGGGGACACGUUCAAACAGCGUGCCGCCCUUUACACACAUACAAGGCUCGUCCACCAGGGGGUGAAGCGGAAGAAGCAAUAGCAUUGCUGUCAUAUGGAGUUUUUUAAUGGAUGAUAAUGGAAUGGAUUGUUAGUAAUGGAGAGGUUAGUCCUCAUUACCAUCAGUAUACCCUAUCAGGUCGAUCUCCACGCGGUUCCCCCUGGAAACUAUCGUGACAAAUUUACCAAUGAAUUAAUCACUGUGGUUUCCAGGGGGAAUCGCGUGGAGGUCGACCUGAUAGGGUAUAUUGCUAGCAAUGGGGCUACUUAAUCCCAUUACUAACAAUCCCUUUUCCCCCUGUCAUAUGGGGUAAAUACAUGAAUAUGGAAUGGUAACUCCGCCGGCGCUGUCAGUAUAUAUUGAUGGGGCACCAGUGAGGGUAUUAAGGUUUUUUUUUUAUAUUUAUGAUAAUGGAAUGUUAACCUUACCCGCGCUAUCGGUAUACACUGGCGGGGCACCAGUGAAGGAUGAUAGGUGAGGACGAAGUAGGUCAGUUGGCCCAUCGUGACGAAUUCAACAAGAAUUGUUCACCAUGGUUUCCAGGGGGAACCACGUGGAGGUCGACCUAAUAAGAUAUACUGCUAGCAAUGGGGCUGUCAAACUCCAUUGCUAACAAUCCUUUUCCCCCUGGUACUAAGGUAUUAGUCACUUUGGUAUGCGUUGAUAGUCAGGUUCCCAUCAGGUUGGCCGUCAGCUUAUUUGCCAUUCCAAGUUACAUGUAAAACGUGCAUAUAAUGAAAUGACUGAAUUGGUUCAACAGAAAAAGAAAUUGUCUUAAUAAAAAUAUUAUUAAAAUU
Molecule: messenger RNA, 2759 nt
Organism: Galleria mellonella (greater wax moth)
Lineage: Eukaryota; Metazoa; Arthropoda; Insecta; Lepidoptera; Pyralidae
Product: zinc finger protein 91-like
Exons: 9
Coding region: 313-2004 (563 amino acids)
Biological process (GO): regulation of transcription by RNA polymerase II
Cellular component (GO): nucleus
Molecular function (GO): DNA-binding transcription activator activity, RNA polymerase II-specific; zinc ion binding; RNA polymerase II cis-regulatory region sequence-specific DNA binding
Source: RefSeq, a predicted model, not a curated record